Molecule: messenger RNA, 954 nt
Organism: Amorphotheca resinae ATCC 22711
Lineage: Eukaryota; Fungi; Ascomycota; Leotiomycetes; Helotiales; Amorphothecaceae
Exons: 1
Coding region: 352-825 (157 amino acids)
Source: RefSeq, a predicted model, not a curated record
UUUUUUGUCACUCGACGGGUUGACGGCUUGACAACUUGACAAGUCGACAACUCUUGUGAGCCAACAGCGUUGUGCUAGAUGGAUACAACGUUGUAUAAGGAAUGGGAUGAUACCAAGGGCCUCGGGAUAGGAAUUCUAACUUGGGGUAUGACCACGUCCACGGGAUGAGCGACAGCAUUGGCGUAUAUGUACAAGACAUGUACAGUAAGGGAGUAGUAUAUGUACAGAUCACCCAGGUUGUAUUUCAAUUUAUUUUUAUUUAUUUAUUUUAUUUUUUCAUUCAUUUAUUUGCUUUUUCCCCAAAAGAAGACUUCUUCUUCAUCUGUUAUUAUUUGAUUACUAUUCUUCAAGAUGAUGAUGAUGAUGAACGGGGGAACGCGAAAUCUCUUCCUGCAUUGCAUAUCAUCCCACCCCCCAGCCCAUCUCGUGGCUCAUCAACACCACAUACAUAGGUACAUAACAUCCAAUAGCCGAAAAGCCGGGACAACAACAAUCUCUCAUUCAAACCCUUCCUCCAGCAGCAGCAGUAGGGUAACAUGCAAUGCAGUGAGUGGUAGUCGGACGAUCCUCCAGAUCAGAUGCAUACAUACAUACAUCGUGCCGCCCUGCGCCUCUCGGACAUUUUUCCUCUCAGCUAUCGAGAUCUACGUCCCGUGGCACGGGGAGGCGGGAAUGCGUUUUUGUUUUGUUUUAUUCACCGGUUUUCUUCUUUUCCCUACGGACGGUGUGUACAGAGAGGAGCACAGCUGCUUGCAUCGAUGGAGCCAAUUAUAUUUAAUUACCUCCUGUUCUACAGUUCCUUUAUCUCUGUAUGUAUGUACAUGAUAGCAUAGCAUUACCAGCCGCUUCUACAGAGCAGAGCAUUACCGGGGACGGUUCAAGGGAAAUCUAAUCACAUACAUAGAGAACCGGAAACCAGGAAAAAGCAGGAGAACACACAUACAUACAUACAUG